This is a messenger RNA of Raphanus sativus (radish), 1113 nucleotides long. RefSeq lists its product as uncharacterized. Gene Ontology annotation, cellular component: nucleolus. The transcript is spliced from 7 exons. Bases 84 to 896 code for a protein of 270 amino acids. The record is from RefSeq and is a predicted model, not a curated record. NCBI's taxonomy places the organism in Eukaryota, Viridiplantae, Streptophyta, Magnoliopsida, Brassicales, Brassicaceae. Gene Ontology annotation, biological process: maturation of SSU-rRNA from tricistronic rRNA transcript (SSU-rRNA, 5.8S rRNA, LSU-rRNA).
GAAGACUUGAACCCUAAACCCGCGUCGUCUCUCUCCUUCUCUUUCUGCUUCUCUCUUCUCUCUUCUCUCUUCCAUCGCCGACGAUGGCUAAAGAAAAACUGAAGCCUCUUCUCACCUCUGAUGGAGGUGAAAUCGCAGAGACUCCUCCCCGAGAGAAGAAGCAUAAGAAGAAGAACAACAAGAAGCGAUCUGAACCUGAUCCAGACUUACCUUCAACGCGUGAUUCCGGUGUUGUUGAUGAAGAUAGAGACGGAGUGUUAGUAGACGACGAGCCAACGAUGGGUGAUAAGUUCGAGAGUCUUAACUUACUAGGCGGAGAGAAAGUUAUCAGUGAUGAUAAUAAGCCUCCUACUGCAGCUUCCGUUAAUGUUCUUCUGAGACAAGCAUUGCAUGCUGAUGAUCGGUCGCUUCUACUUGAUUGCUUGUACAACCGAGAUGAACAGGUGAUUGCUAAUUCGGUUGCUAAGUUGAAUUCAGCAGAAGUACUCAACCUUUUGAAUUCUCUUUUACCAAUAUUACAAUCAAGGGGUGCAGUGUUAGCUUGUGCGAUUCCUUGGAUAAAGUGUCUGUUACUUACUCAUUCCAGUGGGAUUAUGUCCCAGGAGUCAUCGUUGCUUGCGUUAAACUCCAUGUACCAGCUCAUUGAAUCACGGAUAUCAACUCUUCACACUGCUGUACAAGUUUCAAGCGAAUUGGACUUGAUUGUGGACGACUUGGAUGAAGAAGAAGAAGAUGAAGGUCCUGUGAUCUAUGAGGACAAGGACAGUGAUGAAGAAGAAGAAGGAGAAGGAGCAGAGGAAGCAAUGGAGACAGAUGAAGAGGCAGACGAAUCAGAGGAUGAAGAAGCUGCUGAUGGUGUCAAUAGUUUUGAAGAUUUUGACGACAUGAGCGAUUGAGAAGACUUCCUUUAAACGGAAAGAGUUUUGAUUUGUGUGAGGUACAAGUCUCGGCACGAAUUUUGUAAUACGCAAUGGUUGAAUCAGUUCUUCGACUUUGUCCUGUGAGAGAGUUUAUUUUUCUUAAAAAAGGUUUGACGGCAAUAUGAAAAGUUAAGCAUGGUAUAGAAUUUACAUUUUCCAAUAAGCUUUAAUUAAAUAAAUCCAUUUCCAAUCA